AUGUCCAACAACAUCGAUCUAGGAAACGGAGUCUCCGUGACCACCAAACAGGUUGCUAUGAUGGUAGCAAUAUUUAAAAAUGCCAGCAGAGACCUCUUACAAACUGUGGACUGGGCUGCUGUCAGUGCCGAGACGGGGCACGCCUCACGGCGUGUGGCCCGUGAUACCUUCACUAAGAGGUGCAAGGUGAAAGGGUGGCUAGAAGGUGGUGUGACCAUUCUUCCCGCUGCUGGUGCUUCCGGUUCCGCUGGUGCUUCCGGUGCCGCUGGUGCUUCUGGCGCUGCUAUUGCCGCCCCGGCUGUUGUGGCCGCUCCGGCUGUUGUGCCGGCUCCGGCUGUUGUUGCUGCUGCCUCCGCCGUUGUGCCGGCUCCGGUUGUCCCCGCCACACCCGCUUCCGGACCUCCGACCCAGACCCCGGCUCCGGCUACUCUCCCUGCUGCCGCCCCCACCCCCACCCCCACCUCUGCCUCUCGUCGUUUUCGCCUCCGCCGUUUCAGGGGAAUUCUCCAUAGGGCUCGUCAGGGCCGCGUUUCGAAGAGUCAUCUUUUUAAGCCCAAAAGAAAGGCUUAG
Messenger RNA from Daldinia vernicosa, 570 nucleotides. RefSeq lists its product as uncharacterized. Bases 1 to 570 code for a protein of 189 amino acids. Lineage: Eukaryota; Fungi; Ascomycota; Sordariomycetes; Xylariales; Hypoxylaceae. The transcript has 3 exons. The record is from RefSeq and is a predicted model, not a curated record.